Messenger RNA from Opisthorchis viverrini, 3688 nucleotides. RefSeq lists its product as hypothetical. The record is from RefSeq and is a predicted model, not a curated record. Gene Ontology annotation, cellular component: neuronal cell body; neuron projection; plasma membrane. Bases 1 to 3606 code for a protein of 1201 amino acids. The transcript is spliced from 10 exons. NCBI's taxonomy places the organism in Eukaryota, Metazoa, Platyhelminthes, Trematoda, Opisthorchiida, Opisthorchiidae. Gene Ontology annotation, molecular function: calmodulin binding; small conductance calcium-activated potassium channel activity. Gene Ontology annotation, biological process: potassium ion transmembrane transport.
AUGAUCGCAGCCUGCUUGGUACAAUACCAUAUUAGAAUGUCCGGUCUACCGAAAGCUAAAUAUGAGAAACUCUCGGAAGAUUUAGAACUGGUUCCCCGCCAACGAUGUCCAUCGACUUGCAGCGUUCAAAGUUUUCUAGAAGAGUUAUCAAGCGAACAGACUUCAGGACAGCAGGAUAAUUUGAUCGUUAGUGACGACGCUGUGAGUUCACGUCAGAGGCAGGCAUUACAACUCGAAGGAGAUGAUAUGGCUGACGUUCCGAGAAAUUCAAUUGACAGAUUAUUUUCCUUAAAUUCUUCAUUAGAGAAUGAUUCUUCUGAACACAUUUCCGCCCAGUUUUACGAUGUAUUCCACCGGGUGAGUAGCUUGCACAGUGAAAGUUGGUUUACGGCAAGCUCACUUAUGGGGGAGAGCACCACCAACUCCACGGAUAUGCCACCAAAAAUCGAUCGAUGCAGCAGCCUCAGUGAUAGGAAACCGGAGGAAGAACAAACCGCAAGACCCGCUAACCUGAUGUCACCCUAUCCGGCAGAACAGCGGGCUUUGUCUCAGCGACGAAUUGCGGAGUUGCAUCGAAGGAUAACGGUUGCAGAUGCAGGAAAUAUGUCUUCUACGGAUGAGCUACAAUGGCCAACAAGGGCAAUACAGGAUCCGCUUGUACCCAGAAGACGACAGUGGCAACAUUCCGGGCGAGCAUACUCCACCGAAGGGUCGCUUGAUGAAAAAUUCUUGGAAAACUUAUCAAUACCGCCUCGAAUGUCUAGUCCUACCUCACCAGCGAAAUUACUUAGAAUGCGUUGGAAGAAGCUGUUUACUCCGAAGUGUAGCGAGCAUGAAACCAGUCUUCUACCUCAUUCCCCAAAUGGUCACCCAAGAUCUAGGAGAAGUGGCCAUUUAAAAACAACACCCAAUGCCACAAACCCCGAUGUGGAAAAACCGCAUGUGUCUUCACCCACGGAAGACUUUCCUGGUACGCCGCCUCUUCAUGGAGCACCUCAAUCCAGUCGAUCAACACGUUCUGGUCCCGUGUCUUCCGAAGCGUCCUAUUCCCUUCCUUACAAUAUCGAGGAUAAAUUGCAUUCCGAACAAGUAAACUGGGAAAAACGUGAGCGGCCUGUUGAAAGACUAAAAAUAUCGCAUUCUUGUGCACGCUUUGGAUCACCUUAUCGUACCCGACGAAAAUGGCGAACAAAUCGAACGAGCUUGCCUUCACCGGAUUACUUUGAUUCGAUUGAUCCUCGAUUGCAAUUUGUUGGAUCUGUGCCGGUCUAUCAGAGUGCGGAAUAUCGUCUAAAUCGACAACAAAGCGAUCCAACGGAGGAUGUAUCCGGCACAGAAUUCGGGCAAGCCACAGAGGAAACAGAUCGUCUGGGAAUUCCAGGAAUGUCGCAUGGGUACAAGACGUCGUUCGAACGCGAGGAAGAAGUUCCGGAAAAACUGAUCGAACGUGAAGCUCAUAUCGGAGCGUUUGCACUGGCAUGGGCCACAACCAACAGAAAGUCCAAACAACCUGUCAGUCGAACACCGUCUGUUGGUGUAUCAACGGAUCGACAAAUCGACUCGGCUCGUGCGAGUCAACUAAUAGCCGAGACGGUGGACCGUGGUUUCUUGGGCAAACCGAUUACCGGAACGAUUUCCAAUCAGAUACUUGGCACCAUACAAACUGGAAAGGAUAAAACGGACAGUGCUGAAACUCCGGGGCGAGCAAUUACAGACGCCGUGCAAAGACUGAGCAGAAAGACCGCACAAAUUUCUGCAGUUCCGGUCAACAUGAGUAUUCCCUGGGGUCACAAAUCUAAAGUAGACCACAGCAGAAGUCUUGAUAAGAGAACGGGCAACGGAAAAGAGAGAAAUGAGUCCAAAUCAAUGCCCGGCGUUUCGCUCCGUUCGGCAAUUCCCCGGUUUCGCUGGAAAUUCACUCCAGGAACUCGAAGUCCCUCAACCAAGCAUUUGACUAUUGAGCACAUAGAGGAUGAAGAAGCAAGCUCUCCAGCGGUAACACCGUCUUGCACUCGUACGCACUCCAGACGUGGUGCCCAGGACAUUCCCUUACUUCGCUCAACAGGGGGUCCAUUGAGUUUGGCCCAACAGCCUCUGAUACAAAAGACACAAGCGCACAACAUUGGCUGGCGGCUGAGUCAGCGUAAACUGUUGAAUGAGCAGCGACGAAAGUUGGCCGACUACUCGUUUGUUCUGGCCGUGAUCGGUAUCCUUUUGAUGGUAUUCAACCUGGAGUUUGUGAUCAAUAACGUGUACGAAAAGAAUUCAAUCUAUUGCCUGCUCAUGAAAGCACUCAUUAGUGCAUCAACGGUUGUGCUAGUCGGCCUUAUGAUUUUCUAUCACGUGAUUGAUAUUAAACUCUUUUCCGUGAACAACUGCAUCGAAGAUUGGCGGAUAGCAACCAACUGCAAAAAAAUUAGUUUCGUCCUUUUGGAAGUUAUUCUUUGCAUGAUUCAUCCACCACCAAUCAUAUCAAACUAUGACUGGCCUUUUCAAGAUACUCUUCCUCUACCGAACGCUAACAUUCCAGUACAACAUAGUUACAACUCCGACCCAACAACGACUUUAAACUCUUCCACAUUUGGAACGAUUUUGACAACAGUUCCCACUCCGUGCCCACACCCUCCCCCCACGUACUCAGAACACAUGCGGUUGGAACACGCUCUGUCCAUACCCAUGUUUUUUCGUCUGUUCCUCAUCUUCCGUGUUCUCCUUUUGCACUCUUCAUUUUUUACCGACGCUGGAUCGCGAAGUAUCGGGGCGCUGAACCGAGUCAAGAUUAACGUUCGUUUUGUGUUGAAGACAUUGGCCACCGCCCAACCCGGCACAAUGUUGCUCAUAUUUAUCAUGUUUAUGUGGAUUAUAACGAGCUGGAUAAUGCGAAUAUGUGAGAGGGAACAAAAUGUGGAAUACGAACGAAUGUUCAACACCAUGUGGUUGAUUGCUGUCACCUUUCUCAGUAUCGGGUACGGUGAUAUGGUCCCGCAUACCUACUGUGGACGGUCAAUAUCUGUGAUUGCCGGAGUGAUGGGUUCAGCCUGUACGGCUCUGGUUGUCGCCGUGGUGGCACGAAAACUUGAACUUUCACGCGCCGAAAAACAUGUGCACAACUUCAUGCAGGACAACAAAGUUUACAAGCAAUUAAGGCAUUCCGCGGCCAAUGUGCUCCGUGAAACGUGGCUAUUUUACAAACACACUCGUUUGGUCAAGCGCGUCAACGCGAGUCGCGUGAGGCGACAUCAACGGAAGUUCCUUGCGGCGAUAAAUCGCUUGCGAAAGGCGAAAGAUGACCAGAGAAAAUUGAAAGAGGAUGCCAAUUCCAUGGUAGAUCUUGCAAAGUUGCAAACUGGCAUUCACGAAGUGGUCACUUUCAUACGAAACGAUCAGGCAAUUUUUGUACAACGUCUUGUAUCGGUGGAAAAGUGCUUAACUCAACUUCAGGUUCAAUUAUCACAACUACCGGGUACCCUCACAGAACUACUCCAGUCUCCUAACCGGAUAACCACAGAAGCAGCACCCGCUCAAGAGAUUUCGGAAGAUGACUGCCCGACUAGUUUUAAUCCCGCCAAUCAGAGUACCCCAACUAGAUCUUUUCCCAAUUUGUAAACAACGACAGACACAGAGCUAACGUCAUUCUGUCACCUUUUGGUCUUUCAGCCGCUACAGACGAACUAACGAAAGAUAUUGC